AUUUGGGCGGCUGCCUUUUCAAUCCUGCCCAGAUUUGGGCUGCCUGCUAACACAACACGUGUGUAUACUAAACCCAAGAAAGUGUCUAUUUUUUUCAACCGAGGAGGGGAGCAGUACACUCUAUUGUUUGUCUUUGCCAACUCUUGUCAUUUAGCGGCGACUAUAACACACACGAGGGGGGUUCGGUUGAACUUGUACAGUAAUAAAUUCCCACUCCUUUGAACCAAAAGCUAGCUUAGCUGCUUUGGCUAUUAUACAAGUCAAGUCAGAUACUAGGGUACACAAUUGCUCCUAGCCAUUUCAGUAUACAUGAUACCAGUUUCAGUUUGUAAGGAAAUCGACACGUCUGUGAUACACAUGCACCGUUUGGCAACACACAAGCGCGCUAGAAAGACCAACAAGGUGAAAAAUGAGUAUCACCGUUUGUGCAACCAUGUGCGAAUUCGUGGGGAUUCAAACGGCGGUCUUCACAUUUGCACCCAAAUGUGUCGUCUUUGUUAAGAAACAUCCCCUUAAUUAAUCCUAACUUUAGUCGUACGUGUGAUUAGGAGGCCAAGUUUCUAAUUGAUGCUACAAGCGGGUGGACCCACUUGCGUACGUAGAGAGAGAUAGUGGGGGCCCAGCUGUCGUAUGAACCUUGACAAAGCAUAACGUGGGUGGGCCCGACGGAUGACAUCAGGCCCACUAAUACAGAGAGAGAGAGAGAGCCGUGCCAGCUCUACCAUCUCCUUUCCUUUCUGCAUCCCUCUCCAGCUGGCCUCCCCUUUCCUUGUCUGGAGUCAAUCAUCAUCGUCUUUCUAGCUGUGUUGCUUCUUCUUCUUCUUCUUCUUCCCCUCAACAGAAAAGCAAAUCCAAAUUCAAAUCCCUUUGGCGUCGCCACCGAUCGAUCCGCCAUGGCUCGUCGUCCUCAGAACGGCGGAUGCGUCCGCUGCUGCCUCGGCUUCCUGCUCAAGUUCCUCGCCUUCCUCCAGGCCUUCGCCGCCGUCUCCGCCCUCCUCUACGCCGCCUGGAUCCUCUCCCGCUGGUCCCGCCACCACCACCUCCACCUCCACCACCUCCUCCCCGACCUCUGGUUCGCGUGCGCCGUCAUGGCAGCCGGCCUCUUCUACUGCGCCCUCCUCCUCGCCGGAUACGUCGCCGCCGAGAUCAACAGCGGAUGCUGCCUAUGCUUCUACACCGCCUUGGCGAUGGCCAUGAUGCUCGUUGAAGCGGCUUUCGCCUCCCAGAUCUUCCUCAACCAACAAUGGAUCCAGGAUCUGCCGUAUGACCGCACCGGAGAACUCAACAACCUCGUUUCCUUCGUCCAGAACAAUCUCGAUGUCUGCAAGUGGGCUGCUAUUGCAACUCUUGCUACACAGGCACUCUCGCUUUUCUUGGCAAUGGUUUUACGAGCCAUGGUUUCCACCACCAAUGUCGACUAUGACAGUGAUGAAGACUUUGUGGUCAUCAGGAGGCCGCUUCUUCUUGCCCAAGGUGCUCCAGCUUAUCUACCAACGACCACCGACGCUACAGGCGUCCAUCCGGACCUAUGGAGCUCCAGAAUGAGACAAAAGUAUGGACUGAACUCGAGCGACUACACCUACAACACAUUAGAUCAAAAUGCAGUACCACCGCAGUGAGAAAUUGCGGAACAGAAGAAGCGCAUACCUUUGUUCAAAGCAGCUAGUAUAUAUUUGUUGGAAGCACCUAUACUGUACUGCAUUUCUGUCUCUCUCUCUCUCUCUCUGUGAAUGGCAGCCCUGGUUGUGUGUGUGUGUUGUGUACAUAAUUGCAUCUUUACUAAUAAGAGCAUGUGAAUAGCAGCCCUGGUCGGUCGGGACAAAGUAGCCAAAUUAUUGGCCACUAGAAGAUGGAGGGCUAACCAGGUAUUUUUUCUGUCCUAAAAUAUGGCUGGAAUUUUUGUGGCUAUAUAGCCCACAGUUAAUGGGCAUUAGGGCCAUUCUGAAUCCUGACGACCCUUAGUAAAUGAUACUGUAGCUCAGGGUGUGCGUUUGGUUUUCGGUUUGGUUCGGUUUAUACUGUUAAUACGGUUUGUAUACAUCGGUUAAUAAGGUUUUGUACGAAAA
This is a messenger RNA of Brachypodium distachyon (stiff brome), 2066 nucleotides long. RefSeq names its product tetraspanin-18. Bases 894 to 1619 code for a protein of 241 amino acids. The transcript is spliced from 6 exons. The record is from RefSeq and is a predicted model, not a curated record. NCBI's taxonomy places the organism in Eukaryota, Viridiplantae, Streptophyta, Magnoliopsida, Poales, Poaceae.